Messenger RNA from Podarcis lilfordi (Lilford's wall lizard), 6703 nucleotides. The record is from the annotation of a GenBank genome assembly. NCBI's taxonomy places the organism in Eukaryota, Metazoa, Chordata, Lepidosauria, Squamata, Lacertidae.
AUGGGCCACCCCGGGGGUCCCAUCCAGGCGCUGUGCCUGGAAGCGACCUGCUCCAUCUGCCUGGAGUUCUUCAAGGACCCGGUGAUCCUCGACUGCGGGCACAAUUUCUGCCAGGGCUGCCUGGCCCAGUGCUGCGAGGAGGGGGGCAAAAGCGUCUCUUGCCCCCAGUGCAGGGAAGCCGUCCCUCGAGAAAGCCCCCGGCCCAACUGGCAGCUGGCCAGCAUGACAGAAAUACUCCGGAAGCUGGAGGAAGAAGGGAGCGGGGCAGAAGCCAAGGAGGGGGGUUUGUGCCAGAAGCACCGGGAGCCCCUGAAGCUCUUCUGCAAGGAGGAUCGGGUCCCCAUCUGCGUGGUGUGCGACAAGUCCAAGGAGCACCGGGACCACCGCGUGAUUCCCAUAGAAGAGGUGACCCAGCAGGUAAGAAAUCCCUGCUGUGGGGCAUUAUGGGGCAGUGACUUUGUUUUUCUUGGGGUGGAUCUGUGCGGGAAACCACCCGGAUCGUAAAGUGGUAGGGGACCUCAGAGGUCAUCCAUCCCAGCCCGCGGCUGCUGCUGCAGGAAAUCCACGCCUACAACUUCCCUGAUAGGUGGGCAUGCAGUUCCUGUCCUCUGGAGCAGCUUUCCCUGAACUGGUGCACGCCAGGGGUUUGGCACUACAUCUCCCAGCAGUUCCAGCCAGUCAGGGAUGAUGGGAGGUGCAGUGCAUCUGGAGGGUGUCAGGGUGGCUGCUGUGGCAGGACAGGAAGCAAGUUUGCUCCAUCAUCUACGUGGCAGGGCUUCGGAUAUCAGAAGGAGGCCGCCCUAUUGCCUCGUCACCAGCUCUUCUCUAGGCUGAACAUAUCCCUCUCUGUGUUUAUAUUUAUUUUAUCACCUUGGCACCCCAUUUUUCCUCCAAUAAGUUGAAGAAACUGCAGUGGUUCAGAGUUCAGAGUGGUUUAGCAGUCCAUAUCUCUUCAUAGGGGGUGCUGGGAAUUGUAAUUCUGGGAAUAGGGGGUCUCUUGACAACUCACAGACCCCUUAACAAACUACAUCUCCCAGAGUUCUCUGGGGGGAAGCCAUGCCUGUUUAAAGAGGUAUCACAGUACUUUAGCAUGUAUGCUGUUGAUGCUGGGCCUUGGCUGUGCUCCAGCAGGGCUCUUACGGCGUUUGUCAACACUGCUAUAUUCAUCAUCAGCUUUUUAAUAAUAAUAGUAAUAAUAAUAAUAAUUUAUUAUUAUUUAUACCCCCCAUCUGGCUGGGCUUCUCCAGCCACUCUGGGCGGCUUCCAACAAAAUAUUAAAAUACAGUGGUCUGUUAAACAUUAAAAGCUUUCCUAAACAGGGCUGUCUUCAGAUGUCUCCUAAAAGUCUGGUAGUUGUUCUCUUUGACAUCUGGUGGGAGGGCGUUCCAUAGGGCGGGUGCCACUACCGAGAAGGCCCUCUGCCUGGUUCCCUGUAACUUGGCUUCUCGCAGUGAGGGAACCGCCAGAAGGCCCUCAAAGCUGGACCUCAGCGUCCAGGUAGAAUGAUGGGGGUGGAGACGCUCCUUCAGGUAUACUGGACUGAGGCCAUUUAGGGCUUUAAAGGUCAGCACCAACACUUUGAAUUGUGCUCGGAAACGUACAUUCAGUACACCACACUUCUGUUUGCAGCACAGUCCUACACAGAUCUACUCAGAGGUAAGUCCCACUGGUUUCAAUGGGGAUCACUCCCAGAUAAAUGAAUACAAGACUACAGCUUUAUUCUCCUUUUUCCUGGAAGAAUUUGUAUUGCUUCAUUGGGCUCGGUUUGCGGUUAUAAUCUAAGAGCGCGUGCCGUUUUCCUUCCAUUCACAAACUUUGCUUGAAGCUGCUCUCUUAUAGAGUAUAGUUCUUCAAAAGAAAAAAGAGAGAAAUCUUCAGGUGUCCAUACUUGAAAAGAAACACCCCUCUUUUUUUGGCUUAUUUCCCCCCAUAUUUUCUCCUCUCUCAUUUACUCAUUUGUUGUUGUUGUUGAUUUAAUGCAUUUUUAUUAAAGAUUUUCUUGGUUUACAAAAGUAUGUGCAAUCUCUCUCUCUCUCUCUCUCUCUCUCUCUCUCUUUCUCUUUCUAAGUAACAUUUUUUACAGAUCAGUUUCAUUUGUUGAGACAUUAGGAAGAAGAGGGGGAGGGGGGAAAGGUGGGGUCGGGUCGUGAAGUUUCUGUUAUACUUAAUAUAUAUGGGGUUUCAUGUCAGCGUCGCUUGUGCCGGUUCUCUGCUAUUCACUUGUGUUCCUUUGGUGGUGAGAGAGGUUGGGGUUGGUCUAGGGUGUGGUUGUUUGUUUGUGAUUGGCUGUGGUGAAUUUUGUUUUCAUGUGUGAGUGGGGUGGGUGGGUGUUUUGGAUCAGGUUACCCAUAUUGAUUUGUAGGCUGUUGGUGGAUUUUUGUCAUUGUCUUGUUGGGCUGUGUAUGUGAUAAAGGGGAGCCAUACUGGGGUAAAGGCGUCUUCUUCUGUUUGUCCCCGUGUCAGUUUCAGUUUAUUGGUUAAUUUUUCUAGUAAGGCUGUUUCCCAUACUAUUUGGUACCAUUGGUCCAUGCUUACUCCUGACAGGUCUCUCCAGUGUCUGGUUAUGGUGUUUCUGGCUGCUGAAAGUAGGUGGGUUAUGAGUUCUUUGUGGUGUAAAUGGGCACUAUUGUAUUAGAAGAUGUUUAGCAGGGCCAAUUCUGGGGUGAUUUCUAAUGCUCAUUUGUGAACAUUGAAAUGAGAGACGGUUCAGCGUUACCCUAGUUGUUGUAAUAAAUACAUAACUGCACAUUGUGCCUGGGUCUCCAGUUAAGCGUGGCCCAAAAGAUGCAACUUGCAAAUAAAAUGCGGACAAAAAUACCUUCUUAAAUACCCAUUUGAGCAGAGAAGAUGUGAAAGGCGCAUGUCUCAAAAGAGCUUCCUGAUUUAUCCAAGGCGAAAUAUGGAGGACAGGUUGCUAAUCCUGCAGUCAUAUCAAACAUGGCUUUCAAAGGAGAUUAAUCAGUGGCAUCAAUAAUUCUCCAUAUAAACUUUCUUUCUUUUCUUUUCUUUCUGCUUCUCGAGGAAAAGGCUGAGCUGAAGUGUUUGGAAAAAGAGAGAGAAAUUCUUGCGGAUCGGAAACUAGCUGAAGAACUGAGAAGCAAAGAAUGUCUGGUAAGUUCUUAUUCUUAAGGUACAACAUUCCCCAAGCUAGAGCAGUUGUUUUGGAGUACAACUCCCAUCAGCCCCAGUCUGCGUGACCAGGAGUCAGGAAUUAUGGCAGAUGUAGUGUGUGUGUGUGUGUGUGUGUGUGUGUGUGUGUGUGUGUGUAAUCUCCAUAUGGAGGACAAGGACAGAUUGUCGUCUUUGGGGAUGGGUGUUGCCUACAAGACUCCUCUUGCCCCCCAAAGACAUCUCAGCCCGGUGUUUCCAGGCUGGCAUCUAGCUGAAGAGUCAAGUGUUGACUACGAGCCAUUGGCACAUUUGCAGGCAUCUUUGUAACGCAGAGUUGGUCUGCCGAUGGGCCUGGUGCCAGAAGCCUGUUCCCCAUAGAGCACAUCCUGACCUUCCAUUCUGUAGACAUGACCAAGUCAACGUAGACAUCACUAAGACAGGAGUACAAACAUGCCGGGGAUGUAGGCUUGGGAGAGCACAUCUUUGUCUGGAAUUCCAUUCUGUCCUACCAUGCUCAAAAUCAGGGGCAGGCAACCUAAGGCCUGGGGGCCAGAUGCAGCCCAAUCGCCUUCUUAAUUCGGCCCACGGACGGUCCAAGAAUCAGCGUGAUUUUACAUGAGUAGAAUGUGUCCUUUUAUUUAAAAUGCAUCUCUGGGUUAUUUGUGGGGUAUAGGAAUUUGUUCAUUUCCCCCCCAAAAUAUAGGUCUGAGGGACAGUGGACCAGCCCAUGGCUGAAAAAGGUUGCUGACCCCUGCUCAAAAUCUUCCUGACAAAGCACAUGUGGAAGGCCUUGAGAUGUUUCUCCUACACCACUUGGGAAUCACAGGCGGGGAGAGGGUUGGUGCCCCCAGGCCCUGUUUGUGGGCUUCCCGUAGCCACUGAGGUAAACAGGAAGCUGCACCACUUGGCUGACCCAACAGACCUUUCCUCGCCUUCUUCUCUUCAGGAGUUAUACACCUGCAUGUAGGAACCAGCCCUCGGUGGUUACGGCCCAUUGCUGACAAUUUCUGUGUUUCCCUCCCCACCAGACGGAAUUAGAAAUGGAAAAGCAGAGGGUCGUGUCUGCCUUUGAGCGAAUGUACAACUUCCUGGAAGAAAUGGAGCUCCUCAGGCUGGCCAAGCUCGAAGGCCUGAAGAAAGAGGUGGAAGUGAUCCAGAAGGAAAACCUCACCAGACUCACAGAAGAGAUUUCCCAUCUCAGUAACCUGAUAACUGAAGUGGAGAGGAACUGCCAGCAGCCAGAAAAUGAAUUUCCACAGGUGAGGCUGAGUUUGGCUCCAGAGGUACACAAUAGAAACGUUUUUGCCCCCAUUGGAUAAGUCCAGGUCAUGUCCCCCUUCGCUCUUCAAAUGACACAUAUACUCACUUCUGUUACCCAUAUAUGAUUUCCUUGAUUAUUUUUCUCCCCCCCUUUCUUCUGUUAAAUUGUGCCUUCAUAGUGGUCGUUUAUAGCACCAUUUAUUGUUGUUUAGUCGUGUCUGACUCUUCGUGACCCCAUGGACCAGAGCACGCCAGGCACUCCUGUCUUCCACUGCCUCCCGCAGUUUGGUCAAACUCAUGCUGGUAGCUUCAAGAACACUGUCCAACCAUCUUGUCCUCUGUCGUCCCCUUCUCUUUCCCAGAAUGAGGGUCUUUUCCAGGGAGUCUUCUCUUCUCAUGAGGUGGCCAAAGUAUUGGAGCCUCAGCUUCAGGAUCUGUCCUUCCAGUGAGCACUCAGGGCUGGUUUCCUUCAGAAUGGAUAGGUUUGAUCUUCUUGCAAUCCAUGGGACUCUCAAGAGUCUCCUCCAGCACCCUAAUUCAAAAGCAUCAAUUCUUCGGCGAUCAGCCUUAUUUAUGGUCCAGCUCUCACUUCCAUACAUCACUACUGGGAAAACCAUAGCUUUAACUAUACGGACCUUUGUUGGCAAGGUGAUGUCUCUGCUUUUUAAGAUGCUGUCUAGGUUUGUCAUUGCUUUUCUCCCAAGAAGCAGGCAUCUUUUAAUUUCGUGACUGCUGUCGCCAUCUGCAGUGAUCAUGGAGCCCAAGAAAGUAAAAUCUCUCACUGCCUCCAUUUCUUCCCCUUCUAUUUGCCAGGAGGUGAUGGGACCAGGGGCCAUGAUCUUAGUUUUUUUUUAAUAAUAAUAAUAAUAAAUUUUAUUAUUAAUAAACUAAUUCAUAUUAAUAAUAUUAAUAAAUUGAUAAAUUAAUAAAAAAAUUUAUUUAUUUUGAUGUUGAGCUUCAGACCAUAUUUUGUGCUCUCCUCUUUCACCCUCAUUAAGAGGUUCUUUAAUUCCUUCUCACUUUCUGCCAUCAAUGUUGUGUCAUCUGCAUAUCUGAGGCUGUUGUUAUUUCUUCCGGCAAUCUUAAUUCCGGCCCAGCCUUUCACAUGAUGAAUUCUGCAUAUAAGUUAAAUAAGCAGGGAGACAAUAUACAGCCUUGUUGUACUCCUUUCCCAAUUUUGAGCCAAUUAGUUGUUCCCUAUCCAGUUCUAACUGUAGCUUCUUGUCCCACAUAGAGAUUUCUCAGGAGACAGAUGAGGUGAUCAGGCACUCCCAUUUCUUUAAGAACUUGCCAUAGUUUGCUGUGGUUGACACAGUCAAAGGCUUUUGCGUAGUCAAUGAAACAGAAGUAGAUGUCUUUCUGGAACUCUCUAGCUUUCUCCAUAAUCCAGCGCAUGUUUGCAAUUUGGUCUCUGAUUCCUCUGCCCCUUCAAAAUCCAGCUUGCACUUCUGGGAGUUCUCGAGCACUCUGCUUUUAAACAAUCAUAGAGAACUUUCAAAAAUGUUUUUAAGGUGGGGGAAAAAACUAAAGUGGGGAGAUUUGGGGCACGGCGCUUCAUGAUAUCGCAAACACUCAGCCGUCCAGUGCUCUGCGCACAACAACUUCUGCUUCCAGCUGGCAGAAUUAGCACACACAGCCCAAGCAUAAUACUCAAGAGAAGACUGUUCACAUGACAAGUAAUUCCAGGGAGGAUUAAUUCCUGCUUUUUACAAACCAAGAUAAAAAGACCAUUCCCAGCUCCCUUUACAAGAAAGGGGAACUCUUCUUGAAUCAUAAGAUUGGAAAUAAAGUUGACACAAACGUGGGGAGUGGCAUCAAUUCCCAGCAGAAUAACAAGCAAUCCAGCCUGUGUUGUGUUUGUGCAGCUGAACAAAACUCUUUCUCCCCUUCUUCCCAUGCUGUCAGGACAUCAAAAAGGUUUUGAGCAGGUAAGUGGCACUUUCUCACUCCUUGAGUCAUAGAAUCAUCGAAUUGUAGAGUUGGAAGGGACCCCGAGGGUCAUCUAGUCCAACCCCCUGCAAUGCAGGAAUCUUUUGCCUGAAAUUAAUAAGAGUCUCGUGCUUUACCAACCUGAAAAAGGGCUCCCUGACUCUGUUCUGCACCCUGGGAUUUCCAGCAACAGAGAUAUCUCCACGGGGCUCUCAGGAAUCUGUGAACCAUUUUGUGGGGCGUGUCUGUUGGAGAAGAUGUCUCCUUAGGUUUCAGAGGAGCUCCAUAUGGGGCGAACCAGGGAAUGGAUCCGUCUCCUCAGGAUAGCUCUCCUCAGAGGAGUUUGCCUGGGCAGAGGCCAUGGCAGACUUCUCCGUUUUGCCUGCUUCCCCUGCAGAUAUGA